AUGGCUAGUAGUGGCUCAGGGAGGUCAGCUAGCGAGGGUUCCAGCAGCACACAGAGCAGCAGCGUGCAGCAGAGGAAGAAGCUGUCGUCCAUCUGUGACACGUGUAAGGGCAAGAUGCAGCUGGUUGCCGACCUCCUCCUGCUCUGCAGCGAGACACGGCCCGUGGUCACCGCGGACGGCGUGGCUGUGGCCGAGACCUUCGAGCAGUGCCGCGACACGGUCAUCGCCCGCACCAAGGAACUCUCCAUCCUCACCCACGACAUCCAGUCGCAGCUCAACAUGGGCCGCUUCGUCGAGGUGGGAGACCGCUUACUAGAGAUGGGGGACCUGGUGGUGUCGUUGACCGAGUGUUCGGCGCAUGCCGCCUACCUAGCGGCGGUAGAGACCACGGGUUCUCAGCCGUGUCUGCCAGGGCUGGUGGACCGCUACAAAGUGACACGGUGCCGCCACGAGGUGGAGCAGAGCUGCAGCAUCCUCCGGGUCACAUCGCUGCCGGACCUCACGCCCCAGCUACUCCUGGAGCUAUCUCAGAACAUCUCCCGCAGCCUCAAGACCCUGACAGACGCCUCGGGCCUGGCCAGCGAGAGGUCCAAGGACCGCUUCGCCAAGGAACAGUUCAAGCUCAGCGUCAAGAGCAUUAGCACGAGCGGCACGGCCCUCUUGGCCUGCGUCCGUGAAGUCAAGACGCAGCCCAGUGAGCUGACGCGCAACCGCUGCGUCCUGUUCAGCGCGGCGCUGGUCCAAGCGGUAAACGCAUUGGUCGGGUUCGCCACGGAACCGCAGUUUCUAGGCCGGGCGGCGAGCGUGUCGCCUGAGGGGAAGGGUGUGCAGACGGCGGUUCUGGGCGGCGCCAUGAGCGUGGUGUCAGCGUGCGUCCUCCUCACUCAGGGCCUCCGGGACGUCUCCCAGCAUCCAGAGAGCAGUACUAAGAUGGCAGACUACAGGGAGCGCUUGCGCAACUCGGCGUGCGCGGUGUCGGACGGCUGCACGCUGCUCUCACAGGCGCUAAGGGAGAGGUCUUCACCCAGGACUCUACCGCCAGUCAAUUCCCAUUCUGUGAAUUAG
Molecule: messenger RNA, 1065 nt
Organism: Coregonus sp. 'balchen'
Lineage: Eukaryota; Metazoa; Chordata; Actinopteri; Salmoniformes; Salmonidae
Source: the annotation of a GenBank genome assembly